AUGGAUAUUCUAUAUCUCUCCUUUUUUUUCUCUCUCGUCAUGUCUCUCUUCCUCUUUCUUUCUCUCUCACUCUCUUCUCUUGCUUUUCCUCUCGCUCUUCCUGUCUCAAUCCCUGGACUUGUUUGUAUCCCUUUCUUUCUUUUGAUUCCCCUCUCUCUCUCUCUCUCUCUCUCUCUCUCUCUCUCUCUCUCUCUCUUUCUCUUGCUAAUCGGUCUAUUUUCUCCUUCUUUUUCUUUUUACACCUUCUCUUUCUCCCUCUCCCCCCAAUCUCGCUCAUUCUCUCUCUGUUUCUCACUCUCUCUCUCACUUUCUCUCUCAAUCUUCCCUUCGCCCUCUGAAGACCCAAGUUCUCCCCCUUCUCCUCCACCUUUUUCGUCUUCGUUCUCUCUUCCUUCUUGUUCUCCUCUUCCUAUUCUUCCCUUCUCUUCCUCCUUUUUCUUUUUCUUUCCCUUUUCCUUCUCCUCAUCCCCCUUCUCUUCCUUCUCCUUCUUCAUCAUCUUCUUUCUCUCUCCUUUCUUCUUGUUCCCCCUUCUCCUCCUCCUAUUUCUUUUUCUUUGCUCUUCCUUCUUCUUAUUCCCCUUUUUCCUCCUCCAUUUUCUUUUUCUUUCUCUCUACCUUCUUAUUCUCUUCCUUCUUUUUCUUUCCCUUUUCCUUCUCCUCAUCCCCUUUCUCUUCCUCCUCAUUCUUCAUCUUCUUCUUCUUUCUCUCUUCUUUCUUCAUGACCCCCCUUCUCCUCCUCCCUUUUCUUUCUCUCUUCCUUCUUCUUAUUCCCCUUUUUCCUCCUCCAUUUUCUUUUUCUUUCUCUCUACCUUCUUAUUCUCUUCCCCCUUUUUCUUUCCCUUUCCUUCUCCUCAUCCCCUUUUCUUCCUCCUCAUUCUUCCUUCUUCUUCUUUCUCUCUUCUUUCUUCUCCCCCCUUCUCCUUCCCUUUUCUUUCCUUCUUCCUUCUUUUAUUUUUUUUCCUCCUCCAUUUUUUUUUUUUCUUUUCUCUACCUUCGUAUUCUCUUCCCCUUUUUUCUCUCUUCUUUCUCUUGACCCCCUUCUCCUCUUCCCUUUUCUUUUCUCUUCUCUUCUUCUUCUUAUUCCUUUUUUCUCUCCAUUUUCUUUUCUUUUCUCUCACCUUCUUUUCUUCCCCCUUUUUGCUCUUUCUUCUUGACCCCCCUUUUUUUUUCUUUCCUUCUUUCUUAUUCUCCUCUUUUUUUCUUUCUUUUCUUCUUUCCUUUUUUAAUUUUCUUCUUUUUUCUUUUUUUAUUUCUUUCUUUCUACACAGCUUUUUCUCCUCCUUCUCCAUUUUCAUUUUCGCUUCCUCCCUUUUCUUUCCCUGCUCUUCUUAUUCUUCACUUUUCUCUUCCUCCUUUUUCGUUUCUGCUUCUUCUUCGUUUCCUCUUCUUUCUUUUUUAUUUUUUCCCCUUUCUCUACUCUUCGCCUUCUUCUUCCUUUCCUCCUCUUCCUUAUACUUAUUCACCUCCUCCCCUCCUUUACCAUUUCCACCUCUUCCUUAUACCUACUCGCCUCCUCCUCCCCAUCCUCUUGUACAGCUCCUUCUUUAUUUAUUUUCUUUCGUCUUCACCUCAACUUUACCUAUUCUUUCACUUCUACUAUUUUUCUUUCUUCGUUCCUCAGUAAAUUAUUCUUUUCAUCUCCUCCUCCUCCCUCUGCUCCUCCUUUUUCUUCAGAGAAAAAAUUCUCUUCCUGGAAUUUUCUUCACUUUCUUCUUUUUCUUCUUCUACGGCUUUUUUUUUUUUGCUUCCUCACCCCUACUUGUUAUUCUUCAGAAACGAUAA
Molecule: messenger RNA, 1782 nt
Organism: Acanthosepion pharaonis
Lineage: Eukaryota; Metazoa; Mollusca; Cephalopoda; Sepiida; Sepiidae
Source: the annotation of a GenBank genome assembly